AUGUUAGCGGUCGGGCAGAUGGACGGGAGCCGGCAGAGCGCGUUCGUGUUGAGCAGCCCACCCUUGGCGGCCCUGCACAGUAUGACCGAGAUGAAAAACCCCUUGAACCUUUACUCCUUGCAAUCCGGGCCCGCGGGGUUCAAGUCGACUUCCAGCCUGCCCGGCUUCCUGGCACAGCAACUCUCGUCCACCACUCCUCACGGCAUCAACGACAUCCUGAACCGGCCGGUCAUGCUACCGGGAGGCGGGGUCGCCUCCGCACUGCUUUCGGGAAUCCCUCGUUUUAACGCCAGCCUCAGCCCCCCGCCCCCGGGCAUGUACUUCAGCCCCAGCGCGGCGGCAGCGGCGGCGGCGGCGGCGGCGGCCGUAGCCCGUUACCCCAAACCGCUGGCCGAGUUGCCAGGCAGGACUCCCAUCUUCUGGCCGGGAGUCAUGCAGAGUCCACCUUGGAGAGACGCCAGGCUGGGCUGCUCACCGCAUCAGAGCGCCAUGCUGAUUGAUAAAGAUGGCAAGAGAAAACACACCAGACCCACGUUCUCGGGGCAACAAAUCUUCGCGUUGGAAAAAACUUUUGAACAAACGAAAUAUUUAGCUGGGCCUGAAAGGGCGAGGCUGGCAUAUUCGCUGGGGAUGACCGAGAGUCAAGUGAAGGUUUGGUUCCAAAACAGACGGACGAAAUGGAGGAAGAAACACGCGGCGGAGAUGGCAACAGCCAAGAAGAAGCAGGACUCGGAGACUGAGAGGUUGAAGAGCACCUCGGAAAACGAGGAUGACGACGACGAAUACAACAAGCCGCUGGAUCCCAACUCCGACGACGAAAAGAUUUCGCAGUUACUCAAGAAACACAAACCGAAUACUUUACACGUCCUCACAAGUGAAAACGAAAGCUCAUAG
Messenger RNA from Carcharodon carcharias (great white shark), 894 nucleotides. It is a transcript of the gene nkx6-1, whose product is annotated as NK6 homeobox 1. Gene Ontology annotation, biological process: regulation of transcription by RNA polymerase II; cell differentiation. The coding region runs from base 1 to 894 and encodes 297 amino acids. Gene Ontology annotation, molecular function: DNA-binding transcription factor activity, RNA polymerase II-specific; RNA polymerase II cis-regulatory region sequence-specific DNA binding. NCBI's taxonomy places the organism in Eukaryota, Metazoa, Chordata, Chondrichthyes, Lamniformes, Lamnidae. The transcript is spliced from 5 exons. Gene Ontology annotation, cellular component: nucleus. The record is from RefSeq and is a predicted model, not a curated record.